AUGACUUCCAGCAUCCCCGGGGAAUUGAGGGGCGUCACGCUUCAUCUCCCCAAUGUCCGUGGCAUGAUCCCAUCCAUCCAGGCAUCUCGCAUGAGGACCAUGAUCCUCGAGUCUUAUCGUGAUCCGGCAAAGAUCGCUGCUCAUGUGUGCACUUAUGAUGGACUCACUUCGCGUCUUGCUGAAGAGGCUGGGUUCCCUUUCGUAUUCCUUGCUGGAUAUGCCGUGGCAAGUUCGUAUGGUCUUCCGGAUACCGGAUACAUCGCCCUGCAGGAAGUCUGCGACAAGAUUCAAGAGGCCGUCCGUCAAGUCUCAGUUCCCGUCAUGGCAGACGGCGAUACGGGAUAUGGCUCGCCCAUGAACGUCAAGAGGACUGUGGAAUCCUUUGCCCGUGCUGGUGCUGCUGGCAUCAUGAUCGAGGACCAGACUUGGCCGAAGCGGUGUGGCCACACAAAGGGCAAGUCUGUCGUUUCGAGAGGCGAGGCUUUUGCCCGUAUGAAGGCUGCCGUGGAUGCCCGAGAUGAAGGGCUCGACAUUGUCAUCCAGGCACGAACAGAUUCUUACAACACCCACGGCUGGGAAGAAGCCAUCUAUCGCGCCAACAAGUUUCUCGAAAUCGGCGUAGACCUUGUCUUUAUCGAGGCUCUUCCCGACAGAGACACAAUGAUCCGUGCCGUGAAAGAGGUCAAGGGCCCCCUGUGCGCAAACAUCAUCGAGGGCGGUCUCACCGAGAACAUGUCAGCUAAAGAUCUUGCUUCCAUCGGUAUGGUCACCGUAGCCUAUCCCUGGACGCUCGUAGCAGCACAUCUGAGGAGCACGAGGGAGGCUCUCGAGUCGUUGAAGAAGAGCUUCUCUAUCGGGAAGCCGGAGCAGAUUCUAAGCUAUGAAGAGGUUUGCUAUGGAGUCGGGUUCAACAAGUACUGGGCAUUGGAGGAGAGGUACAAGUAUGAUACCAAUGGUUUGACGAAUGGGGGGGAAAAGUCAGGCCAGAAUGGCACGAGUGCGUAG
Fusarium vanettenii 77-13-4 is the source of this 1005-nucleotide messenger RNA. RefSeq lists its product as uncharacterized. Gene Ontology annotation, molecular function: catalytic activity. The transcript has 4 exons. NCBI's taxonomy places the organism in Eukaryota, Fungi, Ascomycota, Sordariomycetes, Hypocreales, Nectriaceae. The record is from RefSeq and is a predicted model, not a curated record. Bases 1 to 1005 code for a protein of 334 amino acids.